Molecule: messenger RNA, 2965 nt
Organism: Oncorhynchus masou masou (cherry salmon)
Lineage: Eukaryota; Metazoa; Chordata; Actinopteri; Salmoniformes; Salmonidae
Product: rho-related GTP-binding protein RhoG-like
Exons: 4
Coding region: 161-736 (191 amino acids)
Biological process (GO): Rac protein signal transduction; regulation of actin cytoskeleton organization; motor neuron axon guidance
Cellular component (GO): cytoplasmic vesicle; cell projection; cytoskeleton
Molecular function (GO): protein kinase binding; GTPase activity; GTP binding
Source: RefSeq, a predicted model, not a curated record
CAACCCCGCCCGCCCGACUGACUGACAACACAAGACAACGAAGAUCCAUCCGCUCCUCGGGCGUCUGACCAAUUCUGCCACAGCGAAGGAGAGGAGGAAGGACUAUGUUAGGUUGCUGAGGGUGAGAGGUGAGAGUUGAAGGGUCGGCAGCGCAGCAGGCAUGCAGAGCAUUAAGUGUGUAGUGGUGGGCGACGGUGCCGUAGGGAAAACCUGUCUGCUCAUCUCCUACACAACCGGAGCCUUCCCUAAGGAAUAUAUACCCACCGUGUUUGACAAUUAUAGUAGCCAGGUGACAGUAGACGGGCGCUCCAUCAGUCUGAACCUGUGGGACACGGCAGGCCAGGAGGAGUAUGACCGUCUGAGGACCCUGUCCUACCCACAGACCAACAUCUUCAUCAUCUGCUUCUCCAUCUCCAGCCCCGCUUCCUAUGAGAAUGUCAAACACAAGUGGCACCCAGAGGUGUCCCACCACUGCCCCGGUGUGCCUGUCCUUCUGGUAGGCACGAAGAGCGACCUGCGUAACGAUGAGGAGACCCAGCGCAAGCUGAAGGAGCAGAGCCAAUCUCCUGUCACUCAUCACCAGGGGGCGGGACUGGCCCGUCAGAUCCAAGCCGCCCGCUACCUGGAGUGUUCCGCCCUCAACCAGGAUGGGAUCAAAGAGGUGUUCGCUGAGGCCGUCCGAGCCUUCCUCAACCCCCAGCACAUCACCAGCAAGAGGUCCUGUAGGCUACUGUAGAGAGAGAGAGAGAGGAGGGGAAGGAGAGAGGGGGGAUUGGGGAGAUAGAGAGGAAGAGUAAAAGGAGGGGUAAAAAGACUGAUGUUCGCUGAGCCAAUCCGAGCCUUCCUCGACCCCCAGCAAAGAGGUCAAGAAGGGGAAAGAAGGGUGGUUAGCUAGAUGAAGAGACAGAAGGGGGUGGGCAGUUGAAACUGAAAAACUUACUGCAACAAUGGAAAUAAUAGGAAUGUACAUGACUAUGGAAGAAUAAUUCAGUUACAUGUAAAUAUGACAGGAGAACAGUAUUCUCUUUUCCCCCAGUGACCGACGAGCCUUACUAUUGGGAAGAGGGAGGGGCAACUGCACUCUGCAAAUGACGAAUUACAGUGAUCUGUUAUCAUGGACACUUGGGCAGUUCUGAUAGGCCAGAGCAGUGUCACUCAACGGCUUUACCAAAGACUGAUUGGUCUGUGAUGGUGGCGUCUACUUUCUCUUCCCACUCCUUGACCCUAGUCUCUUUUCCUCUUAUUCCAGCUUUAGAGCUCAGUAGAAACCCAACUAAAGCAUAUGUAAAGCAUAUUGAGAAAUAUCACGAUGAGCCAUGCCUCUUUCAAUUCCCAGAAAUGAGCCUUUAAUAUUUGUUUGUUUGUAAAUCAAAAAUGUGUCCUGUGUGUUGACGCUGGCUGCCUCUGUUCAGGCCAGAGGUUAGAGGUCGCAGAUGAAGCUGAGAGGUUGUGUCCCAAAAGUUGUGAAACCUUUUUUCCACGACCGCUGAUCUUCCUUCAUAUCUUCCCUUAUAUCAUAUCCCCUCCUGAGUUGUAUACUACGAAGCAAGCUAGAUCUACUCAGGCUUUUAUAACGCUAGCCAGCUUCAGUUAACGUCACAUUCCAGAUCAGGCUUUUAUGAAGCUAGCCUACUUCAAUUAGCUUCACAUUCCAGAUCAGGCUUUUAUGAAACUAGCCUACUUCAAUUAGCUUCACAUUCCAGAUCAGGCUUUUAUGAAACAAGCCUACUUCAAUUAGCUUCACAUUCCAGAUCAGGCUUUUAUGAAGCUAUAGCGUACUUCAAUUAGCUUCACAUUCCACAUCAGGCUCGUACUUCUACGGUGGAUAUUGCUUGUCCGCCUGCCGCAGGCUGGUUACUGCGCGUGUAUGUCGCACAUGGGUAGUCGAAUGCCAAACUCGUCAUUGAGACAAUGCUGAAACGUCAAUCUAUGGGCGAGUCAGUGCCACACUAUAAUUUGUGCCGAAAUUUAGAAGUGCCAUCUUUAUUUGAUUACUUGUCGUUAAUUCUACUUUUGUUGUGCUUUUGUGUGCUCGUCAAUGCACGAGCACCUUCUAUCUGUAGAACAGCUUGUUGCGUUGUGGCCACAGACAUAUAAUCCAUAGCAGGGUUUUGGAACCUCUAAACCUGGCAAUUUGACUGUUACACUCAUGGUAACCUAACAUAGCAGGCAUAAAAGAAACACCUGAAACUAGAUCCCCUACAUACUGGUCUCGACAAGAAGAAAAAAAGGUCAUUUUCUGCACUGUUCAACCAAUCCAGUGAAUAUGGAGGAGGUGUUAAGAUGGGGUGUCAUGCUGUUAAUGUCUGAAAGCAGAAGUCGCGCCACAGGCUCUCUUUCCAUUUCCCCUGAAAACCAGAACAUCCAGUUGUUGGGGACUCAGAGGUUACAUACACUAGCAAUGGCUGCCAGUCUUCACUUGAAUGGGAACUGCCAUCUAUGGAUUAUGGUUGGUUGCCUUUCGCAAAUUUCAAAAUACAAUUGCACAAAAAAACAUACCGUUUGGAAACGCAAGUACUGUCAUUACUAAAUGUGUCAUGUGAUAGGUGUUAAAAAUAUAUAUAUUUACACACAAAAAAACAUUUUAUUAAUAUAUUUAACCAAUCGUCUUCCUCAAAUGAAGGGGAUAAUGACACAAUCUUUGCGAGAGGGAGGAUUUCAUUGGUCCUCAUGGCUCAGACACUUCAUUCAGGAUAAAUGGAGUUAGCCUUCAGGUUAGACACAGCUUGAGUCCAGUCUCUUUGCUACAGGAAGUAAUCCUUCUACUGAGGUUCACAAUGAGACAGAGAGCCAUUUCCACUUCCCCCCCUCACUUCCUGUCUGCCUGUAUACCUUCCAGACCAUUCCAACAGUAUAAUCUUUAGACCACCCUUCCCUAUUCCUUUCCCCCUCUCUCCUCUUUCCCCUUCACCUUUCCCCUGUUCUCCUACCCUCUGCCUCCACUCCCCGUUCCUUUCCUCCUCUC